Molecule: messenger RNA, 1416 nt
Organism: Brassicogethes aeneus
Lineage: Eukaryota; Metazoa; Arthropoda; Insecta; Coleoptera; Nitidulidae
Source: the annotation of a GenBank genome assembly
AUGGCAGAACUAGCAGCGUUAUUGCGAUCGGAAAUACCAGAAGGGCGUAGUAAUUUAACGGAUAACCAUACAAAUCUACAGAGAGUAGCGGAAUACUGCGAGGCCAAUUAUUUUCAGACUGAUAAUAAACGAGCGGCACUAGAGGAAACAAAAAAUUACACUACACAAUCCUUAGCCAGUGUUGCCUAUCAAAUUAACACACUGGCUUACAAUUUCUUGCAGUUGUUAGAUUUGCAAACGGCACAACUUGCUGAAAUGGAGAGUCAGAUGAAUCAUAUUUCGCAAACUGUUAUGAUACAUAAAGAAAAAGUUGCUAGGAGGGAGAUUGGGGUGCUAACAGCUAACAAAUCAACAAACAGACAGUAUAAAAUUAUUGCGCCAGCAAAUCCUGAAAAACCCAUUAAAUAUUUAAGAAAGCCUAUAGAUUAUUCAAUUUAUGAUGAAAUUGGUCAUGGUGUUAGAAGUAAUGGUACACCAAGGCAGAAGCAAAGAGGUUCUAGUUCGGGAAGUAUCCACUCAAUUAAUGCUAUUCAGGCUAACUCUCUUGUUGGGCCAGCUCCUACCACUAAACCACCAACUCCACCACAAGUGUCUCGAACAAACAGUAAAGUUUCGGUUAGCGGUGGCACUCUAAGCAAAGGUAGUAGAGAGUACCGUACUCCACCAGCAGUUGCACCGCCUCAGGUGCCAAGUCACUAUGCCCCCAAUUAUCCUAUAGGCAACCCGCGUCGCUCUGGCGAGAGGGGUCCAGGCUACAGCACCUUGCCCAUGCCGAUGCAGCAGCAUCAGAAUGCACCGCAAGUGGGCAUGGUACACCCCAUAACACAACAACAGCAAGUUAUUCAGCCACAAACGCCGCCUCCUCCUCCACCACCUGGAAAUUCCGUUUAUUCGGAACGUGAUCAUCAUAUGCCACCUCCGCCAUCUCCACUGGUCAACAGCCAAGAAAUGGUAUUAUCUUCAAACCAUCAUCACCCAAUGAUGAUGGGCGGUCACCACAACCCCGUACCGCACGGUAGCCUCGGCAUGCACACACUAUCCCAUGCGCAGGGUCAUCGUAUCUCGCAGCAGCUGGCCUCUUCGUUGGGUAGAGGCGGCGGCGGUUCUCAAUCGCCGCCCCUGCCGCCUCCACCGCCACCGGAACACGACGAGCACGAGUCGUUUGGUAGACCUCGCACGUCCGGGGUCAUGCCUAUUGUACCUGACGAGGAAGACUUACCUGGAUGGGUACCCAAGAAUUACAUUGAAAAAGUCGUUGCGAUUUACGAUUACUACGCUGAUAAAGAUGACGAACUAAGUUUCCAAGAAAGCUCAGUUAUCUAUGUGUUAAAGAAAAAUGACGACGGAUGGUGGGAGGGCGUUAUGGACGGUAUAACUGGUCUUUUCCCUGGAAAUUACGUUGAGCCGUGUGUCUGA